CUUCUUCUCCUUUUCAUCGUCGUGCUGCGACCGCGCUGCAAUAAGAAUAGGAAAAACCGCAUUAAACUCGCUGAAAAAGUGCGCAAAUUGGCUUUAAAAUAUUUUUCAAAUAUAGUGUUACGUAUAUCAUAGAAAAGUUUCCGGAAUUCGAGAGCAGAACGGCUGGAAAAAGGCCCCGACAAAUACAGUAACUAAGUAUAGUAAAAGUGGGAUUAAAUGGCCGCCACUACCACAACCACAACACUAGCGACAACAACCACCGGCAAUAGCAGCAUCAUCAAUAACAACAAUAAUCACAACAGCAGCAACAAUCACAUUGUAACGGUACACACCGUUCUGAACACUCCCACCAGCAUUGCAGCCGCUGCCGCAGCAGCCGGCGCGGCCGACGCCGCCACUGUUGCCAUCGCCAAGGACAUGUUGCAGCUGCAUCAUGGGGCUGCAGCAGUGCUGAACAACAACAAUAACAACAGCAGCAGCAUCAACAGCUCGGAACUGACGGCCGCCAGCAGCAACAACAACAACAACUCAGCAAACCACCCACCUGCCACCACCUCCUCCGUAUCCGCAUCCGCAGCGGGCUCGGCAACGACACCGCCGUAUGGAGAGCUGCGCUUCAAUCAGGAAGUGCUGCCCAUCACCGAUACUAUCACCGUGAUCGGGCGUAACUCCUCCACGUCGCUGGUGCAUUUCAAUGUGGCCGAGAACAACCUUGUCUCGCGGAAGCACUUCCAGGUGCUCUACGACUUGGAGGUUCGCGCCUUCUUUGUGCAGUGUCUCAGCAAGAACGGGAUUUUCGUCGACGAUUUUCUGCAGCGCCGCAACGUGGAUCCUCUGAGGCUGCCGCAGCGAUGCUUCUUUCGCUUCCCCAGCACGGAGAUUCGGAUAGAGUUUGAGAGCUACGUGGCCGCCCUGGCGAACGUUGUUCCCGACGCUGCCUCCUCCCCAGCCCUGGCCACGGUGGCAGCUAGCCAUGCGGGAAACAACCUCAAUGCCAUAGGCAGCACUGGUGCCAAUGUCAUCAUCACACCGCCGCCAAGAGACGAUCUGCAACAGCAGCAGCAGCACCAUCUCACCCAACAUCAGCAGCAACAGCAUCAGCCAGCGCAUCACCUGCUACAACAGCAGCAGCAGCAGCAGCAACACCAGCAGCUGCCUUCGCUCCCCCCACUCCCUCAUGCACCUCUCCUAUCUCACCCGCUUCACCAUUCAGUCCUUCAGCAGCAGCAGAGGGGCGGAAAUGUCGUUGUGGUGCCACAGGCAGUGCCGACUAAUCUGAUCAGCGCAGUUGACAGUCCAGGCAUCUACGCACCGCUCAAGAUAUCCAUACCCAAGAAGGAGCAGAAGAGCCCCUAUCUAUCACCAACUGGUACAAUUAGCGCCGCCAACAGCUGCCCGGCUAGUCCUCGUCAGGGUUUCCAUCAGAAUCAGCCCAACAAUUACAACAACUACAGCAACAAUAAUACGGUAACUAUCCAUGAGGAAUUAACGUGUAAAAUAUAUUCCCUUAUAUUUGACCGUUUUGAUUUACAGCAGGAUCUGUUUCAGACUCCCUCCACAGCCAGCUAUAACCACAACGAGAAGCCGCCGUACAGCUACGCUCAGCUGAUUGUCCAAGCAAUAUCCGCCGCACCAGACAAACAGCUGACGCUAUCGGGCAUUUAUUCAUUCAUUGUCAAGCACUAUCCGUACUACCGCAAGGAAACGAACAAGGGCUGGCAGAAUUCCAUUCGUCAUAAUCUCAGUUUGAAUAGGUAUUUCAUCAAGGUGGCUCGCUCCCAAGACGAGCCAGGCAAGGGCUCCUUCUGGCGCAUCGACCCGGACAGCGGGGCCAAGCUUAUUGAUCACAGCUACAAGAAGCGUCGCCAGCGCAGCAGCCAGGGUUUUCGUCCGCCCUAUGGCAUGCCACGUUCGGCGCCCGUUUCCCCAAGCCACAUGGAUAACUCACGCGAGAGCUCGCCUCUUCAGGAUAUUGUGCUGCAAUCAGCACCUGGAUCGCCAGGCAUGUCGAUGGAACAGCGCGCUGCUGAUGCCGAAAUCAUCUAUAAUUCUCAGAAUGCACAUCAGCAACAGCAGCAGCAGCAGCAGCAACAACAGCAGCAGCAGCAGCAUCAACAGCAGCAAACGCUGUCCAAUAAUUCCAAUCAGUACAGCAGCGGCAGUCCGUACUAUGUAACCAAUCAAAAUUCCGGCGUAGCCGUGCAGCAGGCGCAUACAGACGGUGGUGUGAGUGCAGGAGGUGUCGGAGCUUUGAUUGCGCUAAAGCGAAACCAUGUGACGGCCGGCGGACAACACCCGACCACUGCCACGCUUCACCAUCAGCAGCAGGCGGCGGUGCAGCAGCAGCAGCAACAACAGCAGCAGCAUCAAGAAAUUAUCUACGAGGAGUUGCCAACCGACUACAGUGGCCACAUCGAGGCCAGUGAGGAGGAGUGCGUCACUACUGCCGAUGCCACCGUGGCCAAAAGGCCCAAAUAUGUGUCCGAGGUGCUCUGAUGCGUGCGAAUUCAAAAGCAUAAGCCAAGCAAGGGCAAAUAGUAGGAGCAGCAAGAGCCGGCGGACGGACGGACACGGAAACUCAGUAAAGAUCAGCAAGCAGAGCGGAAGGGAACGAAAAAUCCGGAGCGCACGCGUAGAGAUGAUUUAGAAGCAAAACAAAAAGUAUCUCCAUCUUGUAUAUUGAAUUUGCCAAUCCAACAACCUAGAAACCUAGAAAAAAAAGAAUCCAAACAAAAUACCAAAACCCGAACGCGAACGAAAA
Drosophila subobscura is the source of this 2761-nucleotide messenger RNA. It is a transcript of the gene FoxK, whose product is annotated as forkhead box protein K2. The record is from RefSeq and is a predicted model, not a curated record. Gene Ontology annotation, molecular function: DNA-binding transcription factor activity, RNA polymerase II-specific; protein binding; RNA polymerase II cis-regulatory region sequence-specific DNA binding. The transcript has 8 exons. The coding region runs from base 217 to 2496 and encodes 759 amino acids. Gene Ontology annotation, biological process: regulation of transcription by RNA polymerase II. Lineage: Eukaryota; Metazoa; Arthropoda; Insecta; Diptera; Drosophilidae.